Messenger RNA from Protobothrops mucrosquamatus (brown spotted pit viper), 298 nucleotides. RefSeq names its product hydroxysteroid 11-beta-dehydrogenase 1-like protein A. The record is from RefSeq and is a predicted model, not a curated record. Gene Ontology annotation, molecular function: oxidoreductase activity. Gene Ontology annotation, cellular component: intracellular membrane-bounded organelle. Lineage: Eukaryota; Metazoa; Chordata; Lepidosauria; Squamata; Viperidae. The transcript is spliced from 2 exons. The annotation marks the transcript as partial.
GUGGUGCAGAAGUGCCAAAAGCUGGGUGCCAGUUCUGCCCACUACGUGGUUGCGGACAUGAGCAAUCUGACUGCUGCCCAGGUGGUUGUUGAAGAAACCAAAGCCCAGUUGGGAGGUCUCGACCAGUUGGUUCUGAACCACGUUGGCGGAACCUCAUUUGGUCCCUUCAAAGGAUCAAUGGAGUCGGUGAUCACGUCCAUGAAUCUGAACUUCUUCAGCUACGUCCAGUUAACCAUCUCUGCCAUGGACCUAUUGCUGGAAUCUAAGGGGAACAUCGUGGUCAUCUCCUCCACGAGUG